CAGAAGGAGAAGGCGCUCCGGCAGCGGGAGGUGGUGGACGUGUAUAAUGGCAUGUGCUUACAAGGCCCCAGUGGUGUUCCUGGACGGGAUGGAAACCCAGGAGCCAACGGCAUCCCUGGGACCCCUGGGAUCCCGGGCCGGGACGGGCUGAAAGGGGAGAAGGGCGAGUGCAUGCGGGAGAGCGUGGAGGAGUCCUGGACACCCAACUUCAAGCAGUGCUCGUGGAGCGCCCUCAAUUACGGCAUCGACCUGGGCAAGAUCGCGGAGUGCACGUUCACCAAGAUGCGCUCCAACAGCGCUCUCCGCGUGCUCUUCAGCGGCUCCCUUCGGCUCAAGUGCAGGAGCGCCUGCUGCCAGCGCUGGUACUUCACCUUCAACGGGGCAGAGUGUGCUGGGCCACUGCCCAUUGAAGCCAUCAUAUACCUGGAUCAAGGGAGCCCAGAGCUGAAUUCUACUAUUAACAUACACAGAACUUCUUCAGUGGAAGGUCUGUGUGAAGGGAUCAACGCUGGCUUGGUGGAUAUUGCCAUCUGGGUUGGGACGUGCUCAGAUUAUCCACGGGGAGAUGCUUCUACUGGAUGGAAUUCAGUCUCCCGAAUCAUCAUUGAAGAACUGCCAAAAUAACUUCCCUCCCUUUUUAUAAAACCAAUUUUUUUAAAAUUUUGUACUAUUUUUUUCAGAAUUUAUUUCAAUAGAGUUGGAUGCAAGUACUGGACUGAAAGGCACCAAAGCCUUGCAUCUGUAGCCUGUCUUGUUUUGCACAUGGCAGAGGCUUUUCAUAAUAAUCGUUUUAGAAUGCAAGUAUCAAAACCAAGUUCAUUAACAUUUUACAUUUCUUUUUUUAUGUAAUACCACCACUGUUUUUAGAAUUAACCAUAACAUUUUGUAUCAAAUAAAUAAGACCUUUUACAAAACAAAAUCUAGGUUACUUUAUUGAACAUUAAUCUGUUUCAGGUAUUUUACAUGGUGUUGUGAUACACAAUUUUUUUAGAAGGCUUUAUAGAUAAAGUACUAAGAAAAUAAAAUCAGGUGCUAGCUUUAGCCUUCAGAAAACAUACAUAAGAUUCACUCCUGUAAAGCUGACUGCUGAAUAGGAUGCUCUGCUAUUACAGUCUUGUCUCUCAACAAACUCCUGGUGACUUGUGACCUAGACAAUGUGGUAAGUGUUAAAUACCUCAUUAUGAAUAACUGUACAAAACUAGACUAUCUAAGCUCUCCUUCCCUCUCUUGCUUCUUGACAGACUGGAUUUCACUGUAUCAUCUAUGACUGGUCUUCAUUACUAAGAUGCA
Messenger RNA from Ficedula albicollis (Collared flycatcher), 1290 nucleotides. RefSeq names its product collagen triple helix repeat containing 1 (gene CTHRC1). Lineage: Eukaryota; Metazoa; Chordata; Aves; Passeriformes; Muscicapidae. The transcript is spliced from 4 exons. The coding region runs from base 52 to 624 and encodes 190 amino acids. The record is from RefSeq and is a predicted model, not a curated record.